Molecule: messenger RNA, 216 nt
Organism: Adineta steineri
Lineage: Eukaryota; Metazoa; Rotifera; Eurotatoria; Adinetida; Adinetidae
Source: the annotation of a GenBank genome assembly
AUGUCCCCUAUAAUAAUUCGUAUAUUAUCAUUGAUCUUUCUAAUAUUUUUUGCUUAUCCAUUAACAAUAUAUCUUCAUCCAUGGUGGAUAUUAAUGCAACCAUUAGGUGCCUAUGAUCUUUUUUCUAAUAUGAUUAACGAAUUAACAACUAUAAUGCAUUUACCUAGAAAUCUUUCGUUAUCGAUACAAACUGGUGAAUGGUGGUGGCAUUUAUAA